This is a messenger RNA of Egretta garzetta (little egret), 1799 nucleotides long. It is a transcript of the gene AIFM2, whose product is annotated as apoptosis inducing factor mitochondria associated 2. The record is from RefSeq and is a predicted model, not a curated record. Gene Ontology annotation, cellular component: mitochondrion; cytoplasm. Gene Ontology annotation, biological process: apoptotic mitochondrial changes; positive regulation of apoptotic process. The coding region runs from base 71 to 1165 and encodes 364 amino acids. NCBI's taxonomy places the organism in Eukaryota, Metazoa, Chordata, Aves, Pelecaniformes, Ardeidae. The transcript has 8 exons. Gene Ontology annotation, molecular function: flavin adenine dinucleotide binding; electron-transferring-flavoprotein dehydrogenase activity.
GGGGGAGGCGAGUGCGCAGGCAGCGACACGGCCGCUGCCGCCGUGGGGCCAGCCCCCGCUCCCCGCCGAGAUGGGAUCCCGCGUGUCCGUGGACGACUCCGUGCGGGUGGUGGGGGUGGGGGGCGGCUUCGGAGGCACGGCGGCCGCUGGCUUGCUGAAGUCCCGGGCCAUCCCCUUCGUGCUGGUGGACGCGAGAGAGGCUUUCCACCAUAACGUCGCUGCCCUCCGCGCCGCCGUGGAGAGCGGGUUUGCCAAGAAGACUUUCAUCUCCUACUCUGUCACCUUUGGGGACAGCUUCCGACAAGGCAAAGUUGUUGGCAUAGACCCCGAGAGGCAACAAGUCUUGCUCAGCGACGGCGAGGAGCUUCACUACUCCCAUCUCAUUCUCGCAACAGGCAGCGAUGGGCCAUUCCCUGGGAAGUUCAACAAAGUCAUCGACAUGGAAAGUGCCAUCCAAACCUAUGAAGACAUGGUUAAAGAGAUUGAGAAAUGUGAGCGCAUCCUGGUAGUGGGAGGUGGUGCUGCUGGAGUCGAGAUGGCUGCAGAGAUCAAAACAGAGUACCCGGCCAAAGAGGUCACCCUCAUUCACUCAAAAAUCGCACUAGCUGAUGUAGAGCUGCUAGACAGCGUCCGUCAGGAGGUGAAAGAGAUUCUCCUCAGAAAAGGAGUGCGCCUCUUGUUAAGUGAAAGGGUCAGCAACGUGGAAAACCUCAUGCCAAACCGGUUCCAGAAGGACAUGGUAGUAAGGACAGAAAAGGGCACGGAGGUGGUUGUGGACAUGGUGGUCCUGUGCACAGGGAUAAAGAUUAACUCUUCAGCAUACGCUGCUACAUUUGGGGACAAAAUGGCAAGUGACGGUGCUUUGAAAGUUAACAAGCACCUCCAGCUGGAAGGCCAUGAGAACAUCUACGCCAUUGGGGACUGCGCGGAUCUGAAAGAACCAAAGAUGGCCUACCAUGCUGGGCUCCAUGCCGACAUCGCAGUGACAAAUAUCAUCAACAGCCUGACGCAUAAGCCUCUUAAAACCUACGAACCAGGUAAGGUAAUCUCCCAGCGCUUGGCCUUAGCUUACUAUGUGGGACGUCUCUUGGUGACCAUUGCCAAGAGCCGGGAUCUGUUUGUCUCCAAGAGCUGGAAGACCAUGGGACAGACAAUGCCCUCUUAAGAAGGGAUCAGUAACAAACCAGCAAGGAAUACAGCAACUGGAAGAGGGCGAGGGUGCACUUUUAUUGCUUGGGCAGACUGAUACCGUCUCCUGCAGCACCUCCUAAAGCCACCCAUCAGCGUGCUGCAUUAAAGGGCUGCCCUGCCUUGCUGUGAAGGCGAAGGAGGCACUUUCCAAGUGAUAAAGAAAACAGGGAAGGAAUGUUUACUUUACUUCCUUGUUGAGAUAGCUCUGAGCAAGAAACUUGGUUUACCCUGAUUUGUAACAAUAAACAUUCACGGUUUCCAAAGUCUCUGUGGUUUGUUUGUUAUGUGGUUUUUCCCUGGCCUUCUCUUGCUCUUCUAAAAAGUACCCACCUCUUACAAAGCUGGAAUCCGCUCCACAGCACGCAGGAAGAACGGCUCGCAGCACUGCCUGGGGAAAGCCUAAAGCCUUGAAGAGGCUACGGUAAUCCUGGAACUCAACAGAAUAUAACACAGCUUCGUGUCACCGCUCCCCAGCAGCUUUAGUUAUGUCACUUACAGGGCUAUACCUCAGCCAGAAGAGCUUGCUAGUUGUGUGCUAAGUGUGUUACAGCAAGCACUUAAUUACAGAUGCUGCUUUUUUUUUUUUUAAGGUAAGAAUUUCCCAGAGC